CUUUCUGAUAUAAGAGCUGGAUUGGAUGAUGCAGAAGCUUUGGUACCUGGUUCAUUUUAUGCUUUGGAUACUCCUUUUUAGCCUUUCCUUUCUUUGGCUAUUCAACUUGAUGUUGCUCUUUUCGUUUCUCAGAUUCGGAAAAUGGACCUUGAGGCAAGAAGUUUGCAGCCUAAUGUUAAGGCUGUGCUUCUUGCUAAGUUAAGGGAAUAUAAAUCAGAUCUUAACAAUCUGAAAAGUGAAGUUAAAAGAAUUGCAUCUGGCAAUUUAAAUCCUGAUGCUCGAGAUGAGUUCUUAGAGUCUGGAAUGGCUGAUGCCCUUUCGAUAUCAUCAUCUGAUCAAAGAUCGAGACUAAUGAUGACUACAGAGCGGUUGAAUCAGAGCAGUGACAGAAUUAAGGACAGCAGAAGAACCAUGCUGGAAACAGAAGAGCUUGGUGUUUCAAUUCUUCAGGAUUUGCAUUUGCAGCGACAGGCUCUCUUACAUGCCAAUAACACGCUUCAUGGAGUGGAUGACAACAUUGGCAAGAGUAAGCGAGUUUUGACAGCUAUGUCAAGGAGGAUAAGCAGGAACAAAUGGAUCGUUGGCAUCAUUAUUUCAGUCCUUAUCAUUGCUAUCGCCGUUGUUUUGUACUUCAAACUUGCUAAAUGGUCACCAUUGCUAUCUUCCGUUCUAGGUUUUGUCUGGGUUUGUGGAUGUUUCCGAGAUACAUAAUCUUAUUUUGUCCAUGCCAGCUUGCCCAUUUUGAGUGCUAGUA
This is a messenger RNA of Durio zibethinus, 754 nucleotides long. NCBI's taxonomy places the organism in Eukaryota, Viridiplantae, Streptophyta, Magnoliopsida, Malvales, Malvaceae. The record is from RefSeq and is a predicted model, not a curated record.